AUGCCGAAGAAAAUUAUCAUUAUAGGCGCUGGGUUUGCCGGUCUAUGGAGUGCCCUUUCAGCUAAGCGUCUCAUCAACCUCAGGAAUCAAGAGGAAGAAAUCAAGAUAUUGGUCAUCGCUCCCGAGCCAAGCUUGGUUCUUCGUCCAAGACUGUACGAAGCCAACGCUGCCAGCAUGACUCACCCUCUUGGUGCUCUGUUACGCUCUGGAGACAUUGAAUUCUUCCAAGGCAAGGUCGAAACCAUUGACACCAAAGCGCACUAUAUUCACGCCCGGUCUACAUCAAAUGUGAAAUUGACAACUCCUUUCAGCUACGAUCGCCUCAUUCUCGCAGCUGGUAGUUCGGUCAAAAAGCCUCAGAGUAUUCCAGGACUCCAGGAGUUUGCAUUCGAUAUCGAUGCUCUUGAAUCUGCCACUAGACUCGAGGAGCAUCUCAAUGGCCUCGCAGCCGCCCCCAAAAGUCCUGCUCGCGAUACCAUUGUUGUGUGCGGAGCCGGCUUCACCGGCAUCGAGCUUGCAACCGAACUACCCAGGCGUCUCCUUGGACACAUUGCCAACCCUCGCGUCAUCAUCGUUGAGAGCGCAGAUCAGCUCGGGCCUGGCCUUGGACCCGGGCCCCGGCCCGUCAUCACCCAAGCCCUAGAAGAGCUGAAGAUAGAAGUCAGAACUGGAGCAGCGGUCUCAUCUGUGGAUGCCGAGGGUUUAACUCUCACAUCCGGUGAGCGUAUCGAGACCAAGACCACUAUCUGGACUGCAGGAGUGGUGGCAACACCCCUGACGCAGCAGAUUGAUGGGCCCAAGGACAACCUCUCUCGCCUCCACGUUGAUAGUUAUCUUCAAACCUUGUCAACCGAACACGUCUUUGCUACUGGUGAUGCCGCUUGUGCUCUGGCAGACAAAAAAGACCACCAUGCUCUGAUGUCGUGCCAGCAUGCGCUCCAGCUCGGCCGCGUUUCUGGUCACAAUGCCGCGGCAGGUCUGUUGGGCGAACCGAUGGUGGAGUACUCGCAGGCUGCAUACAUCUGCUGUCUCGACCUUGGCCCUUGGGGUGCUGUAAUUGGUCGGGGAUGGGAGAGGAAGGUGGAUUUGAAGGGCUACCAGGCGAAGAAGGUCAAGGAGUUCAUCAAUCAGAAGUUGAUAUACCCCCCGGAUGAUGCCAUGGAGGCUGUGGACUUGGCCAAUCCUGUUGGGCCUAACUCAGAUGAACUACUUGAGCACAUACUUGGGAUUUUGGGACAAGAUCGAGAGACCUAA
Diaporthe amygdali is the source of this 1254-nucleotide messenger RNA. RefSeq lists its product as uncharacterized. The transcript has a single exon. The record is from RefSeq and is a predicted model, not a curated record. Gene Ontology annotation, molecular function: NAD(P)H dehydrogenase (quinone) activity. Gene Ontology annotation, biological process: aerobic electron transport chain. The coding region runs from base 1 to 1254 and encodes 417 amino acids. NCBI's taxonomy places the organism in Eukaryota, Fungi, Ascomycota, Sordariomycetes, Diaporthales, Diaporthaceae.